GGUAGAGCUGCUGACGUUUGCGCCGCGCACGACUGUGUCCGCCAUGUUAGUGACUGACGCAGGCGCCAUUACAGGAGAAGUCUCUCUCGAGCAUUGGGUCAGAGGUCACGAGCCAGCUGAGCUCAAACCCUGGUGCAUUCUAAUCUCGUCAGGAGCCAGGCGCAUCACGAGACUUUUGCACAGUAGCCGCUUUCAUCUUCCUGCUGAAUUCCUGCUUUGCAGAUAGCACAAUGGCAGCCCGAGUACUUGUCAUUGGCAAUGGAGGACGGGAACACACGCUGGCCUGGAAACUUGCACAGUCUACUCAUGUCAAACAAGUGUUGGUUACCCCAGGAAAUGCAGGCACUGCCUGCUCUGAGAAGAUUUCAAAUACUGACAUCUCAAUCAGUGAUCAUACUGCCCUUGCGCAGUUCUGCAAAGAUGAGAAAAUUGAAUUUGUAGUUGUUGGACCAGAGGCACCUCUAGCUGCUGGAAUUGUUGGGAACCUGAACUCUGUGGGAGUUCGGUGCUUUGGCCCUACAGCAGAAGCAGCUCAGUUAGAGUCCAGCAAGAGAUUUGCCAAAGAGUUUAUGGACCGACAUGGAAUCUCAACAGCAAGAUGGAAAGCUUUCACUAAACCUGAAAAAGCCUGUGACUUCAUUAUGAGUGCAGACUUCCCCGCUUUGGUUGUGAAGGCCAGUGGUCUUGCAGCUGGGAAAGGGGUAAUUAUUGCCAAGAGCAAAGAGGAGGCCUGUGACGCUGUCAGAGAGAUUAUGCAGGGUAAAGCAUUCGGAGAAGCAGGAGAAACAGUUGUCAUUGAAGAACUUCUUGAAGGAGAAGAGGUGUCUUGUCUGUGCUUCACUGAUGGACGGACUGUGGCGCCCAUGCCCCCAGCACAGGACCAUAAGCGAUUGCUGGAGGGUGAUCAGGGCCCCAACACGGGGGGAAUGGGAGCCUACUGUCCAGCCCCUCAGGUUUCUAAGGAUUUGUUGCUAAAAAUUAAAAAUACCAUUCUUCAGAGGACAGUGGAUGGCAUGCAGGAGGAGGGUAUGCCAUACACAGGUGUCCUCUAUGCUGGUAUAAUGCUGACGAAGAAUGGCCCCAAAGUUCUGGAAUUUAAUUGCCGUUUCGGUGAUCCAGAGUGCCAAGUGAUCCUCCCACUUCUUAAAAGUGAUCUUUAUGAAGUGAUUCAGUCUACCUUAGAUGGCUUGCUCUGCACAUCUCUGCCUGUUUGGCUGGACAACUGUGCUGCCGUAACUGUGGUCAUGGCAAGUAAAGGUUACCCAGGAGACUACACCAAGGGUGUAGAGAUAACAGGGUUUCCUGAGGCUCGGGCUUUAGGACUGGAGGUGUUCCAAGCAGGCACUGCCCUAAAAGAUGGCAAGGUGGUGACUAACGGGGGUAGGAUCCUUACUGUCACGGCCAUCAGGGAAAAUCUCAUCUCAGCCCUUGAAGAAGCCAGGAAAGGACUUGCUGCUAUAAAGUUUGAGGGAGCUGUUUAUAGAAAAGACAUUGGCUUUCGAGCCAUAGCUUUCCUCCAGCAGACCAGGGGCCUGACUUACAAGGAAUCUGGGGUAGACAUUGUAGCUGGUAAUAUGCUGGUCCAGAAAAUUAAACCUUUAGCGAAGGCCACCUCCAGACCAGGCUGUGAUGUUGAUCUUGGAGGUUUUGCUGGUCUUUUUGAUUUGAAAGCAGCUGGUUUCACUGAUCCUCUUCUGGCCUGUGGAACAGAUGGCGUUGGGACAAAACUGAAGAUUGCCCAGCAGUGCGGUAAACAUGAGACCAUUGGUCAGGAUUUGGUUGCGAUGUGUGUAAAUGACAUUCUGGCCCAAGGAGCAGAGCCCCUCUUUUUCCUUGAUUACUUUUCCUGUGGAAAACUUGACCUCCAUACGACUGAAGCUGUUAUCGCUGGGAUCGCCCAAGCUUGUAGAAAGGCUGGAUGUGCUCUCCUCGGAGGUGAAACGGCAGAGAUGCCUGACAUGUACCCUCCUGGAGAGUAUGAUCUAGCUGGUUUUGCCGUUGGCGCCAUGGAGCGGGAUCAGAAACUUCCUCACCUGGAAAGAAUCACAGAAGGGGACGCUGUUAUUGGAAUCGCUUCAUCUGGUCUUCACAGCAACGGAUUCAGCCUUGUGAGGAAAAUAGUAGCAAAUUCUUCCCUCCAGUACUCUUCUCCAGCACCUGUUGGUUGUGGUGACCAGACCUUAGGUGACUUGCUUCUAACCCCAACCAGAAUCUACAGCCACUCACUGUUACCUGUCCUGCGUUCAGGACGUGUUAAGGCUGUUGCACAUAUUACUGGUGGAGGAUUACUGGAAAACAUCCCCAGAGUCCUCCCUCAGAAAUUGGGGGUGAAUUUAGAUGCCCAGACCUGGAGGGUCCCCAGGAUCUUCUCAUGGUUACAGCAGGAAGGCCACCUCUCUGAAGAGGAGAUGGCCAGAACAUUUAACUGUGGGAUUGGGGCUGCCCUCGUGGUGUCAGAGGACCUGGUGAAGCAGACUCUGCAGGAUAUUGAGCAGCACCAGGAAGAAGCCUGGGUGAUUGGCAGAGUGGUUGCGUGUCCCGAAGGUUCUCCUCGUGUGAAAGUCGAGCAUCUGAUUGAAACCAUGCAAAUAAAUGGAUCAGUACUGGAGAAUGGAACCCUGAGAAAUCAUAUCUCUGUUCAACCGAAAAAGGCAAGAGUAGCUGUCUUAAUAUCUGGGACAGGAUCGAACCUCCAAGCUCUCAUAGACAGCACUAGGGAGCCAGGUAGCUUGGCACACAUUGUCGUUGUGAUCUCCAACAAAGCUGCAGUGGCUGGCUUAGAUAAAGCAGAAAAAGCCGGGAUUCCCACCAGAGUAAUUAACCAUAAAUUAUAUAAAAAUCGUGCAGCAUUUGACAAUGCGGUUGACAAAGUCCUUGAAGAGUUCUCCACAGACAUAGUCUGUCUUGCAGGAUUCAUGAGAAUUUUGUCUGGCCCCUUUGUCAGAAAAUGGAAUGGGAAAAUGCUCAAUAUCCACCCAUCCUUGCUCCCUUCGUUUAAGGGUUCAAAUGCCCAUGAACAAGUCCUGGACGCUGGGGUCACAGUCACCGGGUGCACCGUGCACUUUGUAGCUGAAGAUGUAGAUGCUGGUCAAAUUAUCUUACAGGAAGCCGUUCCAGUGAAGAGGGGUGACACUGUUGAAACUCUAUCUGAGAGAGUAAAAUUAGCAGAACAUAAAAUAUUUCCCUCAGCCCUCCAGCUGGUAGCCAGUGGAGCUGUAUGUCUUGGAGAAAAUGGCAGAAUCUGUUGGGUCACAGAGGACUGAAGCAUCAUCACCCGGGAAUGCAGACAGUUUUGAGAGCAUUGUAGGUGCUGCAGGGUGACUUUUUAUCCUGGACUCUGCCUAAAAGAUGUGUGAGAUAUCUGUGUGUUACCUACAGUGGCCUUUCAGGUUUUACCUGUUCGGGGCCUUCUUGUUCAUAAUCAAACUAGGCCUUCAGAAUUCCUUUUACUCUCAGCCAAGUAUGAUACCAAAACUUAGUCGUUUCUUUUUCAAAGAGCUAACAAGUCUAAUAAGUUAGUAUCUCGUCCCCGUAUUGUAUAUCUGUACUAAUUUGAGACUUCUCGAAUUAUUCUGAUCAUAAGUUGGUAUCAUAAAAUUUCUGGGUAGCUCCCAUUGAGGGAUAGUGUUCUCUGUGCUUUGAAGUAUCAUUACACAUUCCUGUAAUAAUUGACAGUUUCUAUAAUACCCAGAUUUCAGGUUCACAGUUUGGGAGGAUGGAAGGCAAUCUACUCAGAGUAGUAAAGCGUUUAAAGGGACCACAUGGUUUCCCUCCCUGGCCAGUUCUUUCUAGUCUGGAUAUGCAAUUCUGGAACUGGGAGGUCUAGGUUCACACACCGGGCAUAUGCACAUGACCCUACAAACAGGACCACAUUUCUGUCACAGCUGAGCCAACAGUGAAUGGCCACCAGGCCCACAGGCAACUAGCCAGCCAGCCUUAAACUUCUGAGCCACUUUCAAAGGGGCUUAAAAGUUCUGCCUGCCCAGCAAUGGGCACCUUACUGGAAGGUACCUGGAAGCCCUAUACAAGUCCUCCCUUGGAGUUUAAACUCAAAACCUCCAGUACAGGACCCUUACAGUAGUUACACAUAGAAGAUAGUAAGCUCUCGCCUUAGAAUGGGAAAGAGUAGAGGGUGAAGAGAAACAAAGUCAGAUGAAAAGACAGAGACCUUGUAGAGAGACCGUCUUCACUGCCUCUGGUCCAAGCCGGCUUCCCCAGGCAGCUGGGCAACACUACCCUACCUCUCAUUGACUGUAGUCAGCAACUGCCAUCAAAUGCUGUUCCAGGUAUAUCAGUUCAUGCAGGUACCUUUGCUGCAGAAACAGUUGAUUCAUUUUUGUCUAGGGAGUUCAUUCAACAUAAUUAUGUGCCUAUUAUGUACAUAAUUAAGUGCCAACACUAUCCUAUGAAAUUUUUAGAAAGUUGGAAGAUAGAAAGCAAAAUGUUAUUUAGUUGAUAAAAUCACAUCCUGUAAUAAAAGUAGAAGCUGAUACCAAGAUGUAAAUUAGAAAAACCAAUCUAUUUGUGACCUAAUAAAUAUAAUUUAGACACUAAUCCCCACAAAAAGGAACCUGGACUCCAUGGAAGGCAGCUGAUCCAAUAUCUUCAGAUAGGAAGAAUCAAAAUGUGUCAGAAAUACCUGGUUGACAGAACCAAAAAAAUAAAAGCAGGCAGGACUCUUGCAUACUGAAAGGACAAAGGAGUCACAUAGGGUGUUCUGCUGUCUGGUUUGUGAUAAACAGUAUUUGGACAUGUUGAGUGUAUGUACAGCCAUUGUGAUAAACAGUAUUUGGACAUGUUGAGUGUAUGUGCAGCCAUUGGUUUAAAAUGAUACUUGAGAAAAGGUCAUUUAACAUAAGAAAGAGGAAAUGCAUAGAAGGGUGACAACAGAUGUUAAAUUCUUUUGUUAAUGAAAUACGGAUGUUUGUCUUUAA
Capra hircus (goat) is the source of this 4934-nucleotide messenger RNA. RefSeq names its product phosphoribosylglycinamide formyltransferase, phosphoribosylglycinamide synthetase, phosphoribosylaminoimidazole synthetase (gene GART). Lineage: Eukaryota; Metazoa; Chordata; Mammalia; Artiodactyla; Bovidae. The record is from RefSeq and is a predicted model, not a curated record. Gene Ontology annotation, cellular component: cytosol. Gene Ontology annotation, biological process: 'de novo' IMP biosynthetic process; adenine biosynthetic process. Bases 231 to 3263 code for a protein of 1010 amino acids. The transcript has 23 exons. Gene Ontology annotation, molecular function: ATP binding; metal ion binding; phosphoribosylformylglycinamidine cyclo-ligase activity.